Messenger RNA from Racocetra persica, 1092 nucleotides. NCBI's taxonomy places the organism in Eukaryota, Fungi, Glomeromycota, Glomeromycetes, Diversisporales, Gigasporaceae. The record is from the annotation of a GenBank genome assembly.
CAAGAUGCCAAACCAUGGAGUUUUCCUGAUGAAUCGCACGACGAAAUACAAAAAUAUUUAUACAAUAGAGAAUUAGGAUUAAAUACGGCAAGGUUACCUCCAAAUUGGUUUAGUAUUGUGUCUCAUCGAAUGCCACAUUUGUUUAAAGAAACUCAGAUUGAUUUGGGAAAUCAUGACAAGAUUUUCUGUUCUCACUGGAUAUCACAUAAUGAAAUUGUUGUAGGAACAAAAUGCAAUAAGCUUUUAAUCCUCAAUGUCGAAACAAAUAAAAGUAUUGCCGUGAAUCCUUCGAGAACUUUACUGGCUAUAGGCGCCGGAAACCCAAUUCAAGUUAUGAUAUAUGAGUUACCUUCGUUUGAACCCGUCAUCGUAUUCUCGGGUCAUAAUGAUUUGGUAUUUUCCGUCGCUUGGCUGGAUGAUAGUCACGUUGUAUCAGGUUCACGUGAUGGUACAGUUCGUCUCUGGUCUAUCGAAUCGAAAAUAAUCUCUGAGAUGCCUUUACUACCAAACAAAUUUAUCAAUGUCCACCAACCGUUGCUCACUAGAUCAGAAUGUGGUGGCAAAGUUCGAGAUUUACAGUUCAAUUCAAAGACAAAUGAAAUCAUGACCCUUUCAACUGCAGGGUAUGUUAGGUUAUGGGACGCAUCAUAUCUUAACCCAGUAACAAAAAUCCCAUUAAUACAUACAAAUGAAAAUGUAUGUUUAUCAAUGAAUUCCAAAGUGAAUUUGUUUGCUGUUGGGUCUCAAGCACAUAUAUCAGUUAUAGAUCCACGAACAUCUUCCAUAGUUCAUGAGAUUGAUUCUGUAGAUGAGGGUUGGGGUGUUCGAUCCUUAAACUUUAAUGACCAUAUAAUUACAACUGGAGGUGGUUACGGAAGGCUUUCAUUUUAUGAUAUGCGUGCACAAAACUAUCUUCUAUUCAAUACAUCCAAUAAUGAGUCUUCGGUAACAUGUAACUAUAAAGAAACAGGUUCUGGUUGGUUGAAUGCUAUUUAUACACUUUCAUAUGAUGAAUCAGGUACAAUACUGUUUACAGGUGGUGGUCCAUUACAACUUGGACUAAAAGGCUCACAUGCAACAAUUUGGUCAUAA